GGUGGUAACAAGCCUAGUUACGCCCUUAAUGAUUAAUACAGUAAAUCUAAAAAAUGUAGGGGCCCGGCCUAAUGUUUGAGCAAAUAUUGAUAUCAAAUCCAUAUAAGAUUUACGUGAGAUUUUAUGGUUUUAUGGCCAAACCUUCAUAUUGUUAUAAAAACCAUUAUAAAUUGUUUGCCUUUAUGGGGGUAAUCGGUAGUUGAAACAGUAUCGGGGCGAAUAACAAUAGGCGAUUACAAUUAGAAUGAGAGCGAAAUUGGAGUUUGAAUUUUCGGUUUUGUUGCUUCUAAUACCGACAACUUUCACCGCUCAAUGCAGGACCUGCUCGAACGACCAGUGCCACCAGGACUCCAUCGAGCUCACCACCUGCACCCCAUUUUCGGCCGUCACACCCUUCCAGACGUCCGGGCUUAUCAAGGACGACCCCAAUCAGGAAUACGUUUGUCUAAAAAUCGAGUAUUUCAAUGGUGGCACCACUGAGCUUCUUCAGCAAUGCUUCAUCGCCCAGAACAUUUAUACAGCAUGCGAGAGCCUCGCCAAGGAGGUGAGUUAUACUUACUGUGACGUGGAGAGACCUCAGCAGGAACAGGACGAUGAGUUACUCGAACACGCUGUUGGCACUUUGGAAAGUGCUACAGAUGAAGCAGUUGAAUCAGCAACUUCACCCUUAGGAGACAGAGGACUCAGACCUUCCAGUGACGAGGAGAGUACAGAAACUUCAAUUGUUCAAUCAAAUUAUGUUCAAACAAUCGAAACGGUGGAGGUAUCAAGUGAAAGUGACGCUUCAGCAAGUGAAUCAGUGGCAUUCAGUUCAAGUGAACCCGUAGAAGUCGGUUUUACUGAAGGUCUGACCAAUUGGGGGCUAUCGAAUGACAUUGAUUCAACCGAAGAACACAUAACCUCAACUGAACCAGAUUUGAGUAAUAAUGAACUGAGUUCUGAGGUCACAACUGGUGAAGAAGGAACCAGUUUUACUGACGGUGUGAGCACUUGGGAACCACCAAAGGGAACUGAUGCUAGUGAGGACCACAUAACCUCAACUAUGCGAACUGAAUCAAGGUCAUCUAGUGACGAACCGAGGUCAGAGGUGACCACUAUCCCAACUGAAGCUGAGGAAGUCACUGAAGGUCUGACCACUUGGAAGCCAUCAAAUGACAUUGAUUCAACCGGAGAACACAUAACCUCAAAUGAACCAGAUUCGAGUAAUAACGAACUGAGUUCUAAGGUCACAACUGGUGAAGAAGAAACCAGUUUUACUGAAAGUGCGAAAGCUUGGGAGCUGUAUCAUAUAACCUCAACUAUGCGAACUGAAUCAACGUCAUCUAGUGACGAAUCGAAGUCAGACGUGACUACGUCAACUAUAGACGAAGAAACCACUUGGGGGUCAUCAAACGACACUGCUUCAGGUGGCCCCCUAUUGGCUAACGUGACCCACCUUGAAACAACCGAAAUCCCUCAAAACUUCUUUGAUGGAGAUGUGACUCUAAUCUCGACUAAUGUUCCUAGUGACGAGCUCCAUUCGGAUACUCCCUCUGACGAAGAUGAACGUCCUUCUAAUUUUAAUUCGGGUGAUACGAAUGGACUCGUGGUUGUACUCGGAGUGUCCGUAGGACUUGUGGUUGUACUUGGCGUCUUCGUAGAACUUGUGGUUGUCGUUGGAGUGUCCGUAAGACUUGUGGUUGUCGUUGGAGUGUCCGUAAGACUUGUGGUUGUCGUUGGAGUGUCCGUAGAACUUGUGGUUGUUCUCGGAGUGUCCGUAGGACUCGUGGUUGUACUCGGAGUGUCCGUAGGACUCGUGGUUGUACUCGGAGUGUCCGACUCGUGGUUGUACUCGGAGUGUCCGUAG
Molecule: messenger RNA, 1846 nt
Organism: Anthonomus grandis grandis
Lineage: Eukaryota; Metazoa; Arthropoda; Insecta; Coleoptera; Curculionidae
Product: papilin-like
Exons: 5
Coding region: 245-1846 (533 amino acids)
Source: RefSeq, a predicted model, not a curated record